CAGUCAGUCAGUCGCUGUGUGUGUGGAGAGACAAGUGUGCCGGAGGGGGAAGAGAGCCCACUCGUGUGUUGAAUGCUGUGCGUGGACCAUCACCAGCGCGCCGCCGCCGCCCGCUCACAUGCACACGCACCUGGCUGAGAGCUUUACGGUGGCCGCGGAGAGACACAGCGUGUGAUUUGUGUGUGUGUGUGUGUGUGUGUGUUGUUAUUGUUGUUGCAUGUGAAGGAGGCUGCUGUUCGCCGGCUCUGCGGCUGUUUGUGUGUGCUUGUCGCCCCCCCUCCCUCCUUCCUAUGGGACUCUAAUUAAUCGGAGGCAUGUGGACUCGCACCAGGAUUAGACAUCGCUUCCUAAUAGUGUGCCUGCUGUUGACGUUAUGGGCCAAGGCGUCCCAGUCGACGGGCUAUUUCGAGCUGCAGCUGAUCUCCGUGGAGAAUGUGAACGGCGAGUUGGCUGGCGGGGAGUGCUGCGACGGCUCCAGGAGCUCCCAGGAGGAUCUGCGCUGUGUGGAGGACGAGUGCGACACUUACUUCAAGGUGUGCCUCAAGGAGUACCAGGUGGACAUCACCACUGGGGGGCCCUGCAUGUUCGGAGCAGGAGCGACGAAAGUUCUCGGUGGAAAUAUGUUGAAUUUUCAGAACGCCAAGAAUAAAAUUGACGAGGCGGGCAAGAUUGUGAUCCCCUUCCAGUUUGCAUGGCCGCGGACAUACACCUUAAUUGUUGAGGCCUGGGACUGGGACAACAUCACCCGUCACAAUGACGAGGAGCUGCUGAUCGAGCGAGCUGCCCACACGGGCAUGGUCAACCCCGGCGACCCCUGGCAGACCAUCCCCUACGACGGACCCGUGGCUCGCAUCAUUUACCGCAUUCGGGUGCGGUGUGAUGACAAUUACUAUGGCAACAAGUGCAAUAAACUGUGUGUUCCUCGCGACAACUACUUUGGCCACUAUGGCUGCGAGCAGUCGGGAGCCAAGGUUUGCCUGGAGGGCUGGAUGGGUCCUGAUUGUAGGACAGCAAUCUGCAAGCAAGGUUGUAACCUGCUACAUGGGGGCUGCACAGCUCCAGGGGAAUGCAAGUGUAAGUACGGCUGGCAGGGUCAAUUCUGCGACGAAUGUGCGGUGUUCCCCGGAUGCGUUCACGGCACUUGCAGCGUCCCCUGGCAGUGCAACUGCGAGAGGAACUGGGGUGGCCUGCUGUGCGAUAAAGAUUUGAAUUACUGCGGUCGCCAUCAGCCGUGCGUCAAUGGAGGCACGUGCAUGAACACCGAACCAGACGAGUACUACUGCGCUUGUCCACAAGGCUACUCAGGCAAAACGUGUCAGAUUGCCGAGCACUCCUGUGUUUCCAGUCCUUGUGCAAACGGUGGUACAUGCCAUGAAGGGCCCUCAGGGUUUGAGUGCCAGUGUCCGCCAGGCUGGGAGGGUCCGACCUGUGCACACAAUUUGGACGAGUGUGCGUCUAAUCCAUGUGCCCGGGGUGGAACCUGCAUGGACCUGGAGGAUGGCUUUGAGUGUGUGUGCCCUCCAGAGUGGGAAGGAAAGACCUGCCAGAUAGAUGCUAAUGAGUGUGCAAGAAAGCCGUGCGUGAACGCUUAUUCUUGCAAAAAUUUGAUUGGUGGAUAUCACUGCGACUGUUUUCGGGGAUGGUCUGGACAAAACUGUGACAUCAACAUGAGUGGCUGCAAAGGACAAUGCCAGAACGGAGCUGCAUGCAAGGAGGGCCCACACGGAUUCCGCUGCCAGUGCCCACCAGGUUUUGUGGGUUCUCACUGUGAAAUCCAGAGGAAUAAGUGCGACAGCGGACCGUGUCUGAAUGGAGGGCAGUGCCAUGCUGUGUUGGGUGGAUUUGUGUGUCAGUGUCCAUCAGAGUACGCAGGACAAAUAUGUGAGAUCCAGAUCUCUUCCCCUUUGGAUGCUUGUGCUUCAAACCCGUGUGAGAACCAGGCCAAGUGCCACAGCAUGGACCAGGACUUCUACUGUGCAUGUCCUGAGGGCUUCGAGGGAAAAACCUGUGAGGAACCCAAAGAGGAGUGCAAGACCACACCCUGUCAAGUUAUCGACAGCUGCACCGUUGCCGUAGCGACCAACGACUCGGCAGAAGUGAGGCACAUCUCCUCCAAUGUCUGCGGACCACGAGGGCGCUGUGUGAGCGGCCCGGCUGGCAACUUCACAUGUAUCUGUGAUGCAGGGUUCAGCGGCAUCUACUGUCACGAGAACAUUAACGACUGCAUCCAAAGCCCAUGUCAAAACGGGGGCACCUGCAUUGAUGGCAUCAACUCCUUUCAGUGCUUCUGUCCUGACGGAUGGGAAGGACCACUCUGCGACCUGAAUGUCAACGAGUGCAGGCACAACCCGUGUAAGAACGGCGGACGCUGUGUCGACCUUGUGAACGACUUCUACUGUGAAUGUGCCGACAACUGGAAGGGCAAGACCUGCCAUUCACGUGAGAGCCAGUGUGAUGCCACCACCUGCAGCAAUGGAGGUACCUGUUAUGACCACGGGGACACCUUCCGAUGUGCCUGCCCCCCUGGCUGGGGGGGAAACACAUGCAACACAGCCAAGAACAGCACAUGCGCCUCCAGUCCUUGCUUGAACGGUGGAACCUGCGUGGGAGGAGGAGACACCUUUUCUUGUAUCUGCAAAGAAGGCUGGGAAGGUCCCACCUGCAGCAAAAAUAUAAACGACUGCAACCCUCAUCCAUGUUAUAAUGGCGGCAUCUGUGUGGAUGGAGUCAACUGGUUCCGCUGUGAGUGCGCCCCCGGGUUUGCUGGGCCCGACUGCAGAAUCAACAUCAACGAGUGCCAGUCUUCACCCUGUGCCUACGGCGCCACCUGUGUGGACGAGAUCAACGGCUUCCGCUGCAUUUGUCCAAUCGGCAGAACGGGAAUCCGAUGUCAAGAAUUCAUCGGUAUCGGGAAGUCUUGUCAGUACGCCGGGUUGCAGUUUCCUCACGGCAGCCGCUGGGAGGAAGAGUGCAACGGUUGCCAUUGUAGCAACGGAAGAGUGGAUUGCACUAAGGUGCUGUGUGGUCGCCGGCCCUGCCUCCUCCCAUCAUCAGACCAGGACCAGGCCAUGCAGUCCUGCCCUGGAGGACGCGAUUGUGUGCCACACAGAUACUUGACGUGCUUUUCCCCGCCUUGUCAUCAGUGGGGGGUUUGUUCAGUGGGUAGAACAUCACAAGCGCUCACUCAGACCACUAGCACCAAGUGCCAGCCCAACAGUGGGCACCUGGACAACAAUUGUGGGCGUGUCACGUUGGUUUUCAACAAAGACAAAGUCCCGCCAGGGACCACAGUGGAGAACAUCUGCUUUGAGCUGAGGUAUCUUCCUGACACCAGAACCUUGGCAAAAGACCACACUCUCCUGCUGCUCUGUGAUCUGUCUCAUUCCACUCAGGAUGCUGUGGAAGUAGCCAUUUCUUUCCAGCCCGAGGAUCUAACAGACCACAGCCUGAUACAGGAGACGGCCAACACCAUAGUGGGCACUUUAUCCAAGCGCCACAACAGCACCAUCAUGUUGGCGGUCAUUGAGGUCAAAGUGGAAACGCAGGUCACAUCCCAUUCACUAGAUUACCUGGUGCCUCUACUGUGUGUCAUCUUCAGUUUGCUCUGCCUCUUCUGCAUCAUCGUUUGUGUUUGGUGGACUCGCAAACGAAGAAAAGAGCGUGAAAGGAAUGCGCAUUUACCGUCCGACGUCAACAACCACUGGGAGCCGCUUCGGCUAGUCGGGGGACAUCAACAUCAACAUCAACAACAACAGCAGCAGCUGAAAGAAAGCAACAGGGAGGCCGAGCAGGAGCGCAAAAAGCUCAUGGAGCCCUCCUAUCGGACGUGUGAUGAAGGAGCGGAGGAGGAGGAUGAGGAGGAGACGGAAGGCGAGCUGGAGGAAGAGGAGAUGUGCGGAGCGGAGGCGGGAAAGCAGCCCGUUUAUAAGUACUCGAAGGCUGCGGUGCAGUCUAGUGGGGGGCUGAUCUUUACCACGCACAGCUCCAGUACGCCCUUCAAGGCGCCCCACCGGACCCCAGGCUACAGCCCCAAAGACAACCGCUGGAAAAAUGUCAGCGCCGUCAUGACCGGCCAGAAGGACGUCAGAGAUCAUUGUGUAUAAGACAUUUCAAGAAAGACUCGCCAAAAGUGGAAGCGAGACGCUGCGAAGAGGCAGACUUUUUUUUUGUGGACUACAUUUUGGGAGGAAAAAGGCUUUGUGUUUAAAGAAGCCAUUUUUUUUUUUUUUUUGUCAGCAUAUUUGUGUCACCUGACGAUGUUUAUAUUCAGGCGUCACAAUGGACAUCCUUUUUUUCCAGGUGGUAAAAAAAACCACUGCAAUUUUUGUUGAUACCAUUUAAGAAUCAAAGGUUGGUUGCUUUGCUUUACGGACUGUUAGGACUUUAUGACUUGGAGUGGUCCCAUCAGGCUUCUGUUGGAUGUCUGUGGUGGUGGGGGGGGGGCAUUUAAAGGGCCAGGAAGGGUUUUUUUUUAUUGGGCUGUUGCUAUCACAACAAGAAGGAAAAACCCUCUCUCUGCUCUUUGUCGUCAGCUUUACCCUCGCAUCCGCCUGAGGCCAUCACACGCCAGCCUUACCAAAACACCCGGCUCGGGAGGGGGGAGGGGGCGGGGGCGGUGGACACAAACCCCAGUGCCUACUAUGUGGCCUUCAAUGAUUUUAUCCUGUCUUUCAGUUGUUUGAGCUCUGUUUGAGAAUGAUUUUUUUUUUUUUGCAGUAUUUUGAGUUGGUAGCAAGUGCCUUUCUACGAGCCGCCUCCGGGCUCCCAAGUCGCGCUGCCCAGUUUGACCUCCUCGGUUCCAAAUCUCAAACGUCUCGGUGUGCAUUUAAAGAGUUCCAUUUCACAGCAACGCCAUUCAAGGUAUUUGAUCCAAAAAACAGAAAUGAAUACUCUGUACAUAUGUGUAAAUACAACAAAAAGGAGUCGCUGUGUAUAUUUGAAAUAAGUAACUUAAGACAAGUCACACAUUUUUAUUAUUAUUAUUUUUAUUAUGAUUAAUAUUUUUUUUUUUUUUACAAUGCCAUUCCUUUUAUUUAUGCCAGUGGAAAAUAGGAAGGUUUUAUAAAACGUCCAAAUCAGUCCCACAGUUAAGAACCUCGACACUGACGUACCACCAAUGAAGGACUUUUUGAAGGGUUUAUAAAUGGUUUGUUUUCCCGUUUAUUUGUGUUAUGAAAUGAAAAUGUUUUUUUCCCCGCAAACCAUUUCUAAGCCCGUCAUAAACCCUUUUUGUUUCAGGUGCCUUCAAGUAUCGAGUCAUGCUUUAUUUGUGUCAUCUUUUUAUGUUUUUUGGUUUGUUUUCACAAGUAACUCUUUAAAAAAAAACAAAAAAAAACUGUGUGUUGUAUUGUGGCGUGUUUUAUUCGCCUUAGGUAAAAGUGCUUUCCUUGUCUCACGUUGCGUUCAUGAUAGAAUUUGUGGGUGAUUAAACCAAUGGACUAUUGAAAAGGCUCUUUUUCGGUCCGAUGUGGACAAAACGCAUGAGCUUCAUGUUUGGUUUCAAGGCUUUAAUGAAGGGAACAAUGUUUGCUGUUGCUACCGUGCAGCUGUGUUUGUUUCAGUUACCGACUCAGUCCAAAAAAUAAUAAUAAUAAGGCUCAUAUCAAAGUUGAACCCCCCCCUUUUUUUCAUACCAUGUAAGACCAUCAUAUUUUCUGUUCAUGGGACACAGCAAAAAUAAAGAAUUAAAGCGGCAUCACUGCUGGUGUAAAAACUGAAUAUGCAUAUUUUCAUUCUAUAUCAGUUUUGUACAAAGGAAAGGUUUUCAUUCUUUUAGUGAAUGUUUCAUGGGCAGUUAUUAAAGCUCUUUUCACACUUUUUCA
Doryrhamphus excisus (bluestripe pipefish) is the source of this 5822-nucleotide messenger RNA. It is a transcript of the gene jag2b, whose product is annotated as jagged canonical Notch ligand 2b. NCBI's taxonomy places the organism in Eukaryota, Metazoa, Chordata, Actinopteri, Syngnathiformes, Syngnathidae. Gene Ontology annotation, biological process: cell communication; Notch signaling pathway; multicellular organism development. Gene Ontology annotation, molecular function: calcium ion binding; Notch binding. Gene Ontology annotation, cellular component: membrane. The record is from RefSeq and is a predicted model, not a curated record.